Molecule: messenger RNA, 735 nt
Organism: Lachancea nothofagi CBS 11611
Lineage: Eukaryota; Fungi; Ascomycota; Saccharomycetes; Saccharomycetales; Saccharomycetaceae
Source: the annotation of a GenBank genome assembly
AUGGCAGAUAGCGAUGUUUCAACGGAUUGCUCAUCUCCUAAAAGAUAUACAGAUGAAGAAACUGACCAGCAGAUCCUGAAAUGGGCGGGAAAGCUGGAAUUAGAGUCGAUGGAUCUACGCGACAAAUCUUCGAAGCUUUUACAGGCUUUGCAGGUAAAUUCGGAGCAUCUGAAAGAUUCUUGUGAGAAGAUAAGCAUAGCGACUUGUGGGCUCAAAAAUGGGAAAGAGGUGCAAGAACAGCUACAGGACGCGAAAGAACAUUGGAAGUGCCUAGAAAAAGGUCAGAACGAGAGCGCAACAAAUCUCGGAAAGUUCGAAAAACGACUGGAAGAUAAAAUCGCAAAAUUCGUUUCAUCGCACUCCACAGACUUCGCCAAAGCAGUUACAGAUGUGCAGAGCGCAUUGGUUAUUCUGUCGCGACAAUCCGAGACGCUAUCAAAAGUAAUGCUGUCUAUGUCAAGUGACACACAACGGGUUUCAGAGCGUCAAUUGCAGCUGGAGCAACAGGUACGCGGUUUAAAAACAAAUCUCGUUACAUGGCGGGAAGAAACAGCUAGGAUAAAAAGCAGGGACAUAGGUUAUAAAAACUGUUGCAAAAUAACGAAACCCGUAUCACCAGUUUCGUCAAGAGAACAAAUGCGCCGCAAGAGGACCCAAACGUCGGCCGCAACGCGUUGGAUUAUACCCUGGGAAGAAAUCUCCGAUUCAGAAACUUUACUGUCAUCAGAGUUGUAG